This is a messenger RNA of Polypterus senegalus (gray bichir), 1545 nucleotides long. Its product is annotated as transmembrane protein 26-like. The transcript has a single exon. The record is from RefSeq and is a predicted model, not a curated record. NCBI's taxonomy places the organism in Eukaryota, Metazoa, Chordata, Cladistia, Polypteriformes, Polypteridae. The annotation marks the transcript as partial.
GACCUGAUUCACCUGAAUCCAGACAGCUGGACUGCAGGCUUAGAGCAGACAAUGCUUAUUAUUCUAGUUGUGGGGCGCUGGCUAAUGCCAAAAGGAGAUAUGUCCAGAGACCAGCUCUCCCAACUACUAUUGGUCUAUGUUGGACUUGGUGCUGACAUUCUGGACAUCUUUGACACCUUCAAAGAGCCUGCAGUUGAGACAAACUACAACAUUGUAAUCAUCGGGCUUACCUUAUUCACCUGGGCCAUCAUUCAGUUUACUUUGGUCCUGACACAAACAACACCUUUUCAUACAGAUAUUAAGACAAAGUCUGAUGAAAGUGUAGUAGCUCAUACACGUAAAGUAGCAGGGAGCUGCUGUUUAUCAUGCUGUUCCAGUGAAAUCUGGAGCUUGUUGGUGACUGUAGGGAUGCAAGAUGGGCCCUUUCUCAUCUAUAGACUAUACCUGAUGAUCCAUGAAAAUGUCCUUAAUCAGCUGAUGAUCUUCUUUACAUGUAAGAAUAUUCUCACUGUAAUGAUUGAGAUUUACAGGAUUGUUGCGAUUCACAGUGAAGCAAAUAAGAAAGAACCUGACACACUUACAACCAGUGUGACACCAGAAACAGGUGAGCAUGCAAAAUACUCUAAGGAAACAGAAUAGAAAGGAAGCCUUUAUGGAAACCAAUAUCAUCUAAUUUAAUUACCUCAUCAUAAACUUACUAAACAAUAAUCUGAAAAUUACACUGCUGACCAGGGGCCUUGGAAGUAAAUCACCCCAUCUUGACCUUAUGCAAAAAUAUUUACACAAAAAUUAAUACAUUUUUUACUUAAUCUAAUUAUAGGUUUCUGACAAAUAUAUAAUGUAAAAAUGAUAGAAAUGCAAUCAAGUGGACUUUACUGGAAUAAAUGUUUAUUUUAAAGCUGUUUUAUACAAUCAUCUCUUCAGUGGAUUUUAUGGUAACUUUGAAUGAGAAAUCUUAAUGAUGACUAAUUUCAGUGUUUUAUUACAGCACUUAACAACAUAAUUUAAAAAUCUUACCAUAUAUGAUUUCCUAAAAGUCAUUCUAUUUGAAUUUCCAACUGACACUAUACAAUUCAAAAGCACCAUUUUACUUGACAGUCCAGAAAUGAGGAACACCUAGGCUUUUUUAUCCUACAACCUACUGUAAGUGAUACAAAAGAGUGGAAAGGUCAUCAAUGUCUGUAGCACUAUAAAAUUUAGAAUAUUUUGACAUUAUAAGCAUAUAGCAAAAAAAAUGAACAAAACAUAAGAAAGCUGGUUUAAAUCGAUCAUAUUUUGGACCUUUGAGUGGAACUUUACACCUUACAUGUAAGAUAGAUAGAUAGAUAGAUAGAUAACCAGUAGGGGGCACCACUGAGCCCCAAACCCAAGACCCAAUAAUGUCCAACAAAGUCAUAGGUUCAAAUAAUGGAAUUUUUAAUACAACAAGCACAAAAAAUGAAACACAGCCCCAAAACAAUUGAAACAAUAAAGUUUUUCCUUUCCUUUGUGUAUGCUGAAGUCAAAAACAGCGGAAUUUCUUUUAUUCUUGGUGAGAGGAGGUUA